Molecule: messenger RNA, 902 nt
Organism: Podarcis raffonei (Aeolian wall lizard)
Lineage: Eukaryota; Metazoa; Chordata; Lepidosauria; Squamata; Lacertidae
Gene: LSM1
Product: LSM1 homolog, mRNA degradation associated
Exons: 4
Coding region: 141-542 (133 amino acids)
Biological process (GO): deadenylation-dependent decapping of nuclear-transcribed mRNA
Cellular component (GO): Lsm1-7-Pat1 complex; P-body
Molecular function (GO): RNA cap binding
Source: RefSeq, a predicted model, not a curated record
UCCUCGUCUCUCCCCGCCCCGCCGGAGCAGGCGCUUCCGGCCCGGGCGGGGACAGGGCGCGGGGAGGUUCCGCUUCUCCCAAGGCAGAUGCUGCGGGCGGCGGCGGCGGCGGCGGAGCAUCCGCGGCGUCUGCGGGGAAGAUGAACUACAUGCCGGGCACCGCCAGCCUCAUCCAGGACAUCGACAAGAAACACUUGGUCCUCCUCCGUGACGGUCGAACGCUGAUUGGAUAUUUACGCAGCAUCGAUCAGUUUGCAAACCUGGUGUUGCACCAGACGGUGGAGCGCAUUCAUGUGGGCAAAAAGUACGGUGACAUCCCUCGGGGCAUCUUUGUGGUGAGAGGCGAGAACGUUGUACUUCUGGGAGAAAUUGACCUGGAGAAGGAAAGCGACACGCCUUUGCAGCAAGUGUCGAUUGAGGAGAUCCUGGAAGUGCAGCGAAUAGAGCAGCAAGCCAAGCAGGAGUCGGAGAAGCUGAAAGUGCAAGCGCUGAAGGAGCGGGGCCUCUCCAUUCCACGGACUGAUACACUAGAUGAAUACUAGGCGUUCAGUCCAGACAAUCACAGCUGCCCCCAAGAUUGAAUUAGCAUUUAGGGCCCCCUCGCGAUGUGCAUUUCCCCACCAACACCUCUCCCCCCCCCUUUCAUUGUGCCCUGAGUGCGAAACACAAUUUAAUCAUGAUUUAUCAUUGUUGCCGAAGACCUGAAAAGAUCCCAGUGUUACGUAAUCCAAGGUGAUGGAGCAGCUGUCAACAAUCCUGGCUAGGGAUGAAACUUUUUUUUUUUAAUAUAGUUUUCUUUCUUUCUUUUUUCCUUUUGUGACUUUGGAGGAGGUGGAAUUAAGCCUCCCCUGACAUGUAAAUAAAAACUGACUUUGCGAACCCGGGUCUUGCUUAGGCUAGAA